AUCCAUUUCGUGUCCUCUUCCCCACACUAUAUAUAUCGAGGGAUCGGUGGGUUGUUGAAGCACAAAACAUCCGUCGUUGGCUCGGAAACAUGACCGAAGAAGAGAAGAAACGCGGCGAGGCGGAGAUCCAGCGGUGGCUUGAGGUCGGGAGUGUCGAGAUCCCGCCGGCCGAUGUCCGGAUCGUGACGUCCGGCGGGCGGCGAAUACCUGUUCACUCCACCGUUCUGGCUUCUGCGUCGCCUGUGCUGGAGAGCAUACUGGGUGGACCGCAUAAGGGCAGGAGUCGAGGAAGGGAGAUCCCCAUUCUUGGCGUCCCAUGCGACGCUGUCCAUGCCUUCGUUCACUCACUCUACUUUGCCAGGCGGGCGUACGACAGGUGCGUGUCGGCCACAGAGGAGGAGAUGAUCGGGGAGCACGGAAUGCACCUGUUGGCGCUGUCGCACGCGUACCGCGUCGGGUGGUUGAAGCGCGCUGCCGAGCGGGCGCUCUCGUUGCGGCUGACCGCCGAGGGCGUGGUGGACGUGCUGGUGCUGUCGCAGCGGUGCGACGCGCCGCGCCUCCACCUGCGGUGCAUGCAGCUGCUGUCGAAGGACUUCGCCGCGGUGGAGCAGACCGAGGCCUGGCGGUUCCUCCAGGACCACGACCCCUGGCUCGAGCUCCACAUCCUCCAGUUCCUCCACCACGCCCACCUGCGGCGGCGGCGGCAGGCGAGGAGGAAGGCGGAGCAGAGGCUGUACGCGGAGCUGCACGAGGCCAUGGACUGCUUGCGCCACAUCUGCGCCGACGGGUGCGGGGAGGUGGGGCCCUCAGGCCGGCUCCUUCCAGCCGACGCCCGCCCCCCCUGCCCCAACGCCGUCAGUUGCCGCGGCCUCCGGCAGCUCAUCCGCCACUUCGCGGCGUGCGACCGGCAGAAGCGGCAGCAGCACGGGUGCCGACGCUGCAAGCGCCUGUGGCAGCUGCUCCGCCUCCACGCCUCCAUCUGCGACGAGGUCGACGACGCCUCCUGCAAGGUUCCCCUCUGCAUACAAUUCAAGCAGAGGAUGCAGGAGAAGGAAGGGGAAUUGGAGGAGGACGAGGACGAGAGAUGGAGGCUACUGGUGAAGAAGGUGGCCUCCGCUAGAGUUAUGUCGCACUUGGCCAAGAGGCAGAGUCAAGUAUUAGUUUAAUGAUAUAUUUUGUCGGCUAAAUUACAUUAAUGGUCUGAUCGAGUUCUGAAUUUAAAUUUCUGUUAAUUAUUGCCUU
Molecule: messenger RNA, 1242 nt
Organism: Musa acuminata subsp. malaccensis (wild Malaysian banana)
Lineage: Eukaryota; Viridiplantae; Streptophyta; Magnoliopsida; Zingiberales; Musaceae
Product: BTB/POZ and TAZ domain-containing protein 1
Cellular component (GO): nucleus
Molecular function (GO): protein binding
Source: RefSeq, a predicted model, not a curated record